Messenger RNA from Teleopsis dalmanni, 1605 nucleotides. RefSeq lists its product as uncharacterized. The transcript has a single exon. Bases 1 to 1605 code for a protein of 534 amino acids. The record is from RefSeq and is a predicted model, not a curated record. Lineage: Eukaryota; Metazoa; Arthropoda; Insecta; Diptera; Diopsidae.
AUGACUGAAAACGAGGUUUUUUUGGCAACAGCAGUAGUAAUGGUAGCGGACAAGUUUGACAAAUAUCACCAAAUGCGAGCCAUAUUAGAUUCCGGCUCUCAAGUAAAUUUGAUGUGUGAGAAUCUUGCUCAAAAACUGUUACUAAAAAAAACGUCUUGUAAAUUAGAUGCUAGCUGUGUUGGAGACGUUGUAACUAGCUUUAAAACAAAGACUGUGGCUACCAUUAAAUCAAGAAUAAAUGAGUUCGAAGUCAGUCUGCAAUUUUAUGUUUUACCGAAAAUAACAAGCUCCACACCUAAUCGUUAUGUCGAUGUUGCGGACUGGAAUUUACCAAAAAAUAUUCAAAUGGCUGAUCCAAUGUCCAAUAAGCCAGCGCGUAUAGAUAUUUUAAUUGGUGCGGAAAUUUUCCCCGAUUUGUUGUCGAUUGGACGAAUUUAUUUUAAUGAAAGGUUGCCAACCCUACAGAAAUCCAUAGUUGCUUUGCCUGCAACUAUCCACCCUACCGAAGAAGAAGAGGAAUGCGAGAAAAUUUUCCGUGAAUCAAUUUGUAGAGAUACAUCUGGCCGAUUUAUUACGAAAAUUCCAUUUAAAACAACAGUGAGUGAUUUGGGUGGUUCCUAUAAUGCUGCCAAACGACUGUUGCUGUCACUAGAGCGUAGGUUGAGUAGAGAUCGCUCUACACGAGACGUUUACAACGCAUUUAUGGAUGAGUACCUCUCUUUAGGACACAUGACGAUCGUUGAAGAAGCUGAUAUGGAUAAGAUAAAAUAUUUUGCACCGCAUCAGUAUGUGCUACUACCAGACUCCACGAGUACGAAACUUCAAGAUGACCUGUUAUCUAUAAUACUGCGAUUUAGAUGUUACAAAUAUGCAAUUACGGCAGAUGUAACAAAAAUGUAUCGCCAAGCAUGGGUGACUGAUGAUGAUGCGAAUUAUCAAACGAUUUUGUGGAGGUCUUACUCAGACGAAAACAUAAAGGCCUAUCGCUUGCGAAGCAUUACUUAUGGUACAACAUCUGUCCCCUAUUUAGCUACAAGAUGCUUAAAACAGUUAAGUGAAGAUUAUAUCUAUAAAUAUCCGAUUGGAUCGAGAAAGGUGUUAUCUGAUUUUUAUAUGGAUGAUUUGAUCAGUGGAUCAAACGAUGAAGAUGAAAUUUUUGAAAUAUAUAAUCAAGUAUCAGCAGUAAUGAACUCAGCAAAAUUUAAGUUAAGGAAGUGGUUUUCAAAUAGUGAAAAAUUUCUUAAUUUCGCACCUGAUGAAGAAAAGACUCUUCGGAUGAUUGAUGAGGAAAUAAUAAAAAUCAUCAUUGGUAUCAUCUGGGCUCCAGUGGGAGAUACGUUUCGAUACGUUUGGCCAGAUUUUGAUAGCUCGAAAGCGGUGACAAAAAGAAUAGUGUUGUCGGAACUAUCUAAGUUGUUUGAUCCCCUUGGGCUUAUUAACCCAUUAAUCGUAAAGGUGAAGAUUUUCAUGCAAGAUUUGUGGAUAUUGAAGGCUAAUUGGGAUGAAUCCCUACCAAUGACUUUACAUAGUCAAUGGAUAGAAUUCCGCGAAAAUCAAGAAAAUAAGUGCGCCUCGAUUUGUUUUGGCAGAAAAAAGAGUUGCUAG